CAGCGAACAUCGCCGUGUGACAAAGUUCGCCCGGGAUUUUCUAGCACAUAAGGGGACUCAGAGAGAGAGAGAGAGAAACCGAGAGAGAAGACAGCAAAGGCAUGGCUAACAAAGCGCAGCAGCCUCCUUACCUCCACCUGGCCGAGCUCACGGCCUCCCAGUUCCUCGACAUCUGGAAGCACUUCGAUGCUGACGGUAAUGGCUACAUCGAGGACAAGGAGCUCGAGAACUUCUUCAGAGAGCUGGAGAUUGCAAGGAGAGGAGCAGGUGUGGACCCCACAAAUGCAUCUUUUAGAGAGAAGAUGAAAGAUUUCAUGCAGAAAUAUGACAAGAACAAAGAUGGCAGGAUUGAGAUGUCAGAGCUGGCUCAGAUCCUGCCAACGGAAGAGAACUUCUUGCUUUGCUUCAGACAGUUUGUGGGCUCCAGCUCUGAGUUCAUGGCGGCCUGGCGAAGGUACGAUACAGACCGCAGUGGCUACAUUGAAGCAAAUGAAUUGAAGGGCUUUCUCUCAGACCUUCUUAAAAAGGCUAACAGACACUAUGAUGACCAGAAACUGCAGGAAUACACACAGACUAUUCUCAAGAUGUUUGAUCUGAACGGGGAUGGAAAGUUGGGUCUCUCUGAGAUGGCAAGGCUUCUACCAGUUCAGGAAAAUUUCUUAUUGAAAUUCCAGGGCAUCAAACUGACUGCUGAGCAGUUCAACGCCAUCUUCACAUAUUAUGACAAGGAUGGAAAUGGCUACAUUGAUGAGCAGGAAUUGGAUGCCCUCUUGAGGGACCUCUAUGAGAAGAACAAAAAGGAGGUGGACACUAAGGACCUAACCGGAUAUAAGAAGAGCAUCAUGGCCUUGUCAGAUGGGGGUAAACUGUACCGCUCGGAGCUGGAGAUUGUGCUGUGCCGGGAGCCUAUGCUGUGAAUCUAGACCUGCCUGGAUUUCAUCUCACCUCUCUCAGCUGCCUGACUACUGUAACCAUGUGCAUGUGCCGGGCACCCCUCCCCUUUUCCCUUUACAUGCGUUUUGAAUGAAUGUGCACUGCAAAGCACAAAAAACCUGCCCCUCCUGCCCCCUGUCCACCUGCCCAAUCCACACUGUCCUAAGUACAGACCGUUCCAGCUACGGUGUUGCCCUCUGCUGCGUUUUUAAACUAUACAUUUAAAAGAAGAGUUGAAAGAAUCGUACUGAUAAAAGAGAUUUUAACGGUAUGAAUAAGAGUAUGAUGUAAUUAUUUAUUUAUUUAUUCACUGAUUUAUUUAUUUAUUUAAGUCCUUGGUUUGAGCUGCAUCUCCUGGGUUUUCCUCCUUCUUUGCCAGGUUUUACUUCCUCUUCGGUUUGAUCCCGCCCUCUCCAAGUCUUUAUUCCAUUCUCACCCGGUUCUGUUUCGGGUCGUGCCGUUCUCUUUCUUUGGCUGAUACUGUUAUAGGAUGUUACUGAGAGCAUUAAUAAAAGAUAUGUGAAGAACAGGA
Molecule: messenger RNA, 1465 nt
Organism: Colossoma macropomum (tambaqui)
Lineage: Eukaryota; Metazoa; Chordata; Actinopteri; Characiformes; Serrasalmidae
Gene: calb2a
Product: calbindin 2a
Exons: 11
Coding region: 102-917 (271 amino acids)
Biological process (GO): regulation of long-term synaptic potentiation; regulation of presynaptic cytosolic calcium ion concentration
Cellular component (GO): nucleus; cytosol; terminal bouton
Molecular function (GO): calcium ion binding
Source: RefSeq, a predicted model, not a curated record